AUGAGUCACUCUCCAGAAGUGCGUUUUCGCUUUCAGCUCUUGGCGAUGUACAAGCCCGUGCAGUCCUGUGUUUUCUGCGAACGCAAUCAGAGAAAUGCUCUGGCUAACUACGGUGUCAGUAUUCCCUGCGCAUGGAAGAAUUGCAAGUCGCACAUUCACGCAACCUGGUACGUGCCUUCCUUUUCCCCCUAUUCCAUCCUCAUCGCUUCCGACGCAUCCCAGGCGAGUCUCAUAGAACUGCCCCGCACGGAGUUAUGCUCGUCUGAACGCACUCUGGCUGCCUUGGUGAAGGGUCCUCUCGUCGUGGAAGGAGGAGGAGGAGGAGGAGGAAGGAACUCGUUGCACGAAGAACCCAAUUCCAGCUGCUUUGUCUUCUGCUCCUCAGCCCACAGGGAGAAAUUCCUCGCCCAACACAAAUGCACAACUCCAACUACCAGCAGCGUUAAAAAGACAAAUAUCGCCUCAAGUGCAAGCAAUCCAUCAGUGCCACUGUCCCUUCAAUCAUCUCUUGCUGUGUCCGUUGACGCAACGCCCUCUCGAGAUGUAGGCGCCAAAUCCUCAUGUCCUCCAGACAGCGUCAGUCCAUCUGAAUCAGCAGCAUCCCAUCUGAAGCCACUUCCAGUCUCCACCGAUGCAGAACCUGCUCUGGAUCCUGAUCAAAGCGUGGGGACCUCUAUUGAUAAAAUCGAGCAUUCCUUUGCUUCACAAGUGGAUCUUGACUCCAACGGUGAUGUCCGACCUUCCGAUUGCACCUUGGUCUCUGGAGAUCCCGAGUCACAGGUCGCUACGGAAACUCCGGGGAGUAUUGAGGUGGCUUUGAAUCACGACAAGGGGGCUUCGGCGUCUCCUGGUCAGCGGCGUUGUGUCCCCCGUCGUAAUGCCGCCCUGCUAGCAAAUCAGGAGUUUUCAAGUGCCAAACCUAAGGCUAAAGGCAUCAAAGCGGUUACCAAGUCGACCAAGGGCAUCAGGCCAAGGGGUAGGCCAUCUAAACACACAAGGAAGGCGCUGCUUGCUGCCAGAAAGAAGGCUAAGUUAGCCGCCCGUGCGAGGGAGAUUAGCAGCCGAAAGUCCCUCGCGUCGAAGUCUUCCCCGUCAAUCUCGCCCAGCUGCCCCGCACCCGCAGCCAAACGAUCGCGGCACGACGGCUCGCCACCUCAGCCACACUUCUGCUCGCACCUACAGGCGUCAACCUGCUUUCCGAACCCGGCUAACGCGCAUCACCAACCCCCUCCCUUGCCUCUCCCUAUUCGAGGCCUCUGUGUCCCUCAGAACGGCGACCGCAGGACCCGCGCGGAGUUCAAUACGAUUGAGGACCUUCUAGAGUGGCAGUGGGAGCAAGGGGGCGCUCUUUUGAUGCAACAGGCUGAAGGAUCUGAUGUUGUCUCCCUUUUGAACUGCCUGCACCAGCUCAAGAUGGAGAAUGACUCACUAGAGGCAAAGGUCCUUCGGUUACAGGCUAAACGAGAACACCUUCGAUCAGUGAACUCACGUCUUUCCUCUUCCCUCUUCACUAUCGAGUCCAUGUCUGCAGCCCCGCCUUCGUCCUCUAAUGUCUUGGCCUUAAACCACAACAACUCGCCUCACCCUGCUAACCACAUGGACUUUGCAAAUCGUGAAGGCAUUGAGGAGCAGAAUGGUUGUGUCCCUACUGCGCAACCCUACCUCCAUGAGACUGUUUUUGGAAAUCGGCCCGAGUUGACUGGCUUCGGUGCACAGUCAAUGCCACGCCCGGAGAACCGUUCCAUUCUUUCGCUUGUUGCGUCCAGCCAGACUACGCCUGGACCCCUUCUACUCCCUGUAGGCCCUAGCAACAGUGGAGCGGUGAGGGCCAUUGCAGGGCCCGAGGCGACUGCUACCACUGUCGCCGCCGCCGCCGCCAGUACGUUGAAUCCGCUCAUUGUGGAGAGCUCGCUGGCUCAGGCCGAGCGUUUCGUCUCGGCUGCGCACACUCGGCUUGCAUCACCCAUUCUCGCGGCGCCGAAGACAUCUGCGUCUGCUGUAAUUUCAACGUCGGAUUGCCAGGUCACUUCGGCGUCCCUCGUCCUUCUGCUCGGUGGUGAGCCUCCAAAACCACCGGCCUUAUCCGCCACCCCGCCGCCGCCGCCACUAGCAAUUCAAAAGAACGGUGUUGCCAUUGCCGGGGAGGCUGUCAAAGGCGGAAGUCGUCUUUCAGCUCCCACUUCGUGUUCACCUUUCAGUCGAGUUUCUCCCAGUCUUUACCCUCGUAUUCAGCCUCGCCAACGAAAGGAUCAAUCAGAUCAGCCUCCCAAGCUCGAGUCCCGCCCACUCGCCGCGGCACCGGUUCAGUCUAGGCAGAUGCGUGCCAUCCAACCAGCCCCCUCACCCAUGCCUCUGGCGAGUAAGGCAGCAGAGGUGCCGUCACGAGCUUCUCUUCUUGUCGAUUCGAGUCUACCCUCGGUGCCAAGUGAGUAUGGCGCGGGUGCCAUGUCGGCGCCUCUGCCCUCUAGCAAGGAGCCCAGCCCUUGUCAGUCGGUGAAGAGUGGUCCUAUAUGCAAUGCCCCCACUCCGAUUCCGACUCCGUGUUCAGAUUGA
This is a messenger RNA of Mesocestoides corti, 2553 nucleotides long. Lineage: Eukaryota; Metazoa; Platyhelminthes; Cestoda; Cyclophyllidea; Mesocestoididae. The record is from the annotation of a GenBank genome assembly.